Spinacia oleracea (spinach) is the source of this 1437-nucleotide messenger RNA. RefSeq names its product lipoyl synthase 2, mitochondrial. Gene Ontology annotation, biological process: lipoate biosynthetic process. Bases 69 to 1226 code for a protein of 385 amino acids. The record is from RefSeq and is a predicted model, not a curated record. Gene Ontology annotation, cellular component: mitochondrion. Lineage: Eukaryota; Viridiplantae; Streptophyta; Magnoliopsida; Caryophyllales; Amaranthaceae. The transcript is spliced from 4 exons. Gene Ontology annotation, molecular function: lipoate synthase activity; 4 iron, 4 sulfur cluster binding.
AAGUAAAAAAGGAAUUUUAAAGGCGGAGAACUAAAACGACAGUAGAGGGAGAGGAGCAAGAAAGGAAAAUGCAUCCUCGGCUAACUCCCCUCCUCCGCCAUCUCCACCACCGCAACAACCCACCAUCCAUCGUAUCCCUCCUCCAACUCCGCCCCAAAUCCACUCUCUCUCCUCCACAACCUCAAUCGCAAACCCUAGAUUCUCUCCGGCGACGCCUAGCCGACGAAUCCCCUAACCUAGGCGAGUUCAUCCAAUUGCAGCGAAAUGAAGAGUACUCCGUCGAAGUUGGAACAAAGAAGAACCCUCUUCCGAAACCUAAUUGGAUGAAGGAAUCGAUUCCUGGAGGCGAGAAGUAUACGAAGAUUAAGAAGAAAUUGAGGGAAUUGAAAUUGCAUACUGUUUGUGAAGAAGCUCGUUGCCCAAAUUUAGGGGAAUGUUGGUCUGGUGGUGAAACUGGCACUGCUACUGCUACUAUUAUGAUCUUGGGUGAUACGUGUACUCGCGGUUGCAGGUUCUGUAAUGUAAAGACAUCCAGAACUCCUCCCCCACCAGAUCCAAAUGAACCAACCAAUGUUGCUGAGGCUAUUGCAUCCUGGGGUCUUGAUUAUGUAGUAAUUACAAGUGUUGACCGAGAUGAUUUACCUGAUCAGGGUAGUGGUCACUUUGCUGAAACUGUGCAGAAAUUGAAGACUUUAAAGCCAACCAUGCUGAUAGAGGCUCUUGUUCCGGAUUUCCGUGGAGACCCUGCAUGUGUUGAGAAAGUUUCUGUAUCUGGGUUAGAUGUGUUUGCUCACAAUAUUGAAACAGUUGAAGAACUUCAGAGUGUUGUCAGAGAUCGGCGUGCUAACUUUAAGCAAUCUAUAGAUGUUCUAAAGUUGGCUAAAGAAUACGCCCCUUCUGGUACCCUAACCAAGACUUCCAUAAUGUUAGGUUGUGGUGAAACACCUGACCAGGUGGUGAGUACUAUGGAAAAGGUGAGAGCCGCUGGUGUUGACGUUAUGACAUUCGGUCAGUACAUGAGACCUACAAAGCGCCACAUGCAAGUGUCCGAAUAUAUAACUCCAGAGGCUUUUGAGAAGUACAGAGUUCUUGGAAUGGAAAUGGGAUUUCGCUACGUGGCUUCUGGUCCGAUGGUGCGAUCUUCAUACAAAGCUGGUGAGUUCUACAUCAAAUCAAUGAUAGAUAGAGAUAGAGCAAGCUCAUCUUCUGCUGCAUCAAGUUCCUGAAUCUUUGGAGGUUGAACUAUACCAUGAUUCAAUGACAAUUAAAUUUUUGCACUUUGCAUUUGUCUUUGUAUAUUAACCAAUGUGAUUAUUAUUAUUGUACCCUGAUGAAUAUUAUCCCAAAGAUCUAACCUCAUAAGUCAUACACGGGACUCUUUUUUCUCCCUUCUUUUCAGGUCUCUUCAAUAAAUUGUUUGCCUCGACUCUUUCUUUC